AUGAGUUGGACAAAGUCCGGGAAAAACGGGUCGACUAUCCGGGGCGACGAACUUCCGCCGUAUCCAAACCGGGAUUUCGUUCGGAAAACGAGUGUGGCGUCGCGACUCCCGAUAAAAUCCGGACAGCGUCAGGAAGGAUCCGAGACAGCGAGGUUAAGUUCAGGAAGACGGAACAACUCAAGGGCAGAGAGGCCAACUCCAGUCCAGGAACCGGGAAAAACCGCGCACAAGCGACCUCGGAAGAAACGUGGAACCACAGGGCCCUUUUUUCUUCCGCUAUCUGUGCUGGCACCAUCAGCACCACAGGCCUUUUAUCCACAAGUGCGACGACCGACAGUACCAGCUACGGCCAGCGAGAGCCAAUACGGUGUCCGGGAAGGCGCUAGCAGCGCAACAGGUGCUCCGAAAAGGAGUGUGGCAACCGGCAGCAUCGGCGAGAGACGCGACAGGGUCGCGAGAGGCAAAAUAUCGCCCGGCAGAGGCUCCAUCGGCACGGCAGGUGCUCUAAGAACGAGCGUGGUGACCGGCAGCACCGGUUACGCUCGACGAGAAACGCGACGGGGUCGCGGGAGGCAAACUAUUGUCCGGCAGAGGUGCCGUCGGCAUAGCAGGUGCUCCGAAAAGGAGUGUGGCGACCAGCAGCAUCGGCGUGAGACGCGACAGGGUCGCGGAAAGCAGAAAAUAUCAUCCGAAAGAGGCGCUAGCGGUGCGAGAGGUGCGCCAAAAUCGAACGUGGCAACCGGUAGGAUCGGUUACGCUCGGCAAGCAGACGCGACAAGGUUGCCUGAGGCGAGGCAUUGUCCGGAAGAGGAGCCAGCAGCACAACAGGUGCGCCAAAAUCGAGCGUGGUGCUCGGCAGCGCCGAUUGCGCUCGGCAAGCAGACGCGGCAGUCGCGUGAGGCAAGGCAUUGUCCGGAAGAGGCGCCAGCAGCACGACAGGUGCGCCAAAAUUGUGCGCUGCGACCGGCAGCACCAGCUACUCUCAGGUGAGAGGCGACGAAGCGUCCGGAAGAGGCGCUAUCAGUAACAAGGCGCGCUUCAGGAUCAAGUGUGGGGGCCAGCAGCUUCGCUUGCACUCGAGCAAGACCCGACAGAGUCGCGUGAGGCGAAACAGUGUCAGAAGAGGCACUAUCGGAAUCAACACCAUCGAACGCUGGGCUCAGCCAUUUCGGUUGCGCUCCGACGAGGCGCGACAGGGUCGCGUGUGGCGGCCUCCGCCUCCUACGGAAGAGCAGCACUAGUGGAGGAUCGCGCAAGCAUGAGGCGACGCUGCGAGACGAGCAACAGGUCCCGGGUGAUAACCCCAACGAAGCGUGCUGUUUCACGGCUUCAGCUACAGGCGUACUGUUGACAGAGCUUCCGGCAAAAUCCUACCGAUUGAUAGAAGCGGCAGUGGAAAACAAGCCGUCAGGAAUGUAUCUGUUAUGUUCAAAACAAGCGUGUAACAACUUUCGGUAAAAUGGGAAAUGGGAGUUGUUUUUGACAUUUCUUACGCACACGUGCUGAGCGUGUACAGAUGAGACGGGCCAAUUAACCUCUAAAACUCUCGGUACAAAAAACGGGCAACUGGUCGACAAACAUGGUCGAUUUCGAGGUUAAUGUUCCCAAAAAUGAAAAGUGUUUGUGAAACAACCAGCAUAAUAUCACGAACACUACUAGCGGCAAAUAGGACUAUUCAGAGCAGAUUCUCUCUGAGAAUCAUUCGAGCCAGGGACCUAGAAAUGUACUCAACAGGAUUAAUACAAUCACUUCUCGUUUGGCUUGCAA
Messenger RNA from Uranotaenia lowii, 1767 nucleotides. RefSeq lists its product as uncharacterized. The transcript has 5 exons. The coding region runs from base 1 to 990 and encodes 329 amino acids. NCBI's taxonomy places the organism in Eukaryota, Metazoa, Arthropoda, Insecta, Diptera, Culicidae. The record is from RefSeq and is a predicted model, not a curated record.